AUGCAGUUAAUAGACAAAGCAGUCGAGUUACGAGACUCGCAAAUUCUCAACAUUCAAUCCUAUGAAAAAAUGGUCUGGCGAAGGCGAUUUAUGGCCGUGGCGACAGUAAUUACAUGGAUAGCCGUUAUUGUGUUGAUCGCCGCUUUGGCGACUCCAAAUUGGGCAGUGUUAGAUUUUAUGAAUACGGAAUAUCAGCAAGUACAUGUCCAACUUGGAGUUUGGGGAGAAUGGCGGACUAUCACAGAUGUUUCCCAUAAAAAUGUUGAGUGGAUUCCUCACUUUCCUACACCUCCUGAAAAUGUGGCUCGUCUAGCUGAUGCCGAUCUGAAACAUUACUAUCGAGCUCAAGCAGCCAUAGGAGUGAUUGCUUUGUUUCUAUUGCUAUCAACGAACACUCUGGCCCUUUAUACCUUCUAUCAUCAUCGAUAUAUCUAUAAACGACUUACUGCAGGAUUGUUUCUGCUUGUUGGUGAGUCGCUGUACUUUUUUCAUUGA
Molecule: messenger RNA, 495 nt
Organism: Cylicostephanus goldi
Lineage: Eukaryota; Metazoa; Nematoda; Chromadorea; Rhabditida; Strongylidae
Source: the annotation of a GenBank genome assembly